UGUGUCAUCCGGUUCCGUGCACUUUUUUCAAGUGAAAAUGUGGCAAAUACAUUAUUUAGUAGCAUUGUUCAGCGUUGCGUCAACAUUCGGUGCACCACAAUUCAUCCAGGGUCCGCUCUAUUAUACGCCACAACGACAAUUUCAAUCAAUAAAACCAUCUGAACAAUACGUGUUGUUAUAUCCACAAUAUCAAUUGGUGGUGCCAAGAGAAGGUGAAGAAGGUGGAGAAGGAGACUCUUUUAGUUGGGCCAAUGUAUUUAAUUGCUUUUCUGGCGGCGGUGGUGGUUCACUUCGUGCUGUAAUUCCUCCUGGUAUCGAUACAAAGCACCCGGAUGGUGAGCAAGACCAAAAAGAAUCAACGGACAAAAAUCAAAUUGAUCGAAAACCAUCGAAACCAUAUCAAUAUAUUUUGCCUCCGGCACCCGAUUUCAAUUAUUACUUUCCCCAACCCGAUCUUUUUGCACGGCCACCCAUAUUUCCCAAAUACAUUGCAAGCAAUUCGAUCACAUUUCCAAGAGUUAGGCUUGUCAACCAGCAAAAAGACCCAAGGAGUAUUGAAUCAAGCACGGAAAUUCCAUCUAUAACAAGCAAUGGGCAUGCAAACGAAAAAAACGUGAAUUAAAAACUUAUUCGACACACACAUUUUUUUUGGAAACAUAAAAUAGUUUAUUAACGAUGAUGUUUAA
Messenger RNA from Contarinia nasturtii (swede midge), 686 nucleotides. RefSeq lists its product as uncharacterized. The transcript is spliced from 2 exons. Bases 38 to 622 code for a protein of 194 amino acids. Lineage: Eukaryota; Metazoa; Arthropoda; Insecta; Diptera; Cecidomyiidae. The record is from RefSeq and is a predicted model, not a curated record.